GCGCCCUGUUGGGGCUGCUGGGGCUUCUGUGGCACUUUCUCCCGGUACUGGAGACAGCCCCGGCUGGGGCGCAGCUGCUCAAUGUGCAUUCCCUUGGCAUUAACAUCAACAUGACUUCUAAGACGCAGCCACAGUAUGAUACUAAAGUUCAAGUGGACGUGGAUGGAAAGCCCUGUUUCUCCUAUCACUGCCAGAGUGACCAGGUCACACCCUUCUGUGCUUGGGGGAUGAAGGUGGAUGCUCUACUCAGGGAGCAUCUGAGGAAAAUUCUGGAAGGCCUGACAGGAGAGUUCAGAAAGAAGCUUCUUGACUCUGAACCAAAGGAUGCCCCAGGCAGCCAGCCCCCGUCCCUGCAGGCCAUGAUGGUGAUCCACAGGGAGGCCAGUGGACUCAGCCACGGAUCCUGUCAGUUUGUCAUCAAUGGACGUGUCUCCCUGCGUUUCAACAUGGUGAACAGAACCUGGACUGUGGGCGAUUCUGGAGACGGGAGGAUGUUGCAGAAGUGGGAGGAGGAUAGAGACAUGGAGGACUUUCUCUGGAUGAUGUCCUGUGAGGAAUGCCAAUGGUGGCUUAAUAAUGUUACAGCCCACUGUGCCAUGCUGUGGAUGACAGCAUCACCGAUCCCGACAUCAGGCACGGGGGAAUCCACGGGUACCCUGGGGAAGCCUGAAUCUAUCACUGCGAUCAUCCUCGCCUGCCUUCUCCUAUCAUAUGCAUUGUAAUACAGAAGAUAAGCUGUAUGGAGGAGCGCCUGAAAUGUGUGAAUUUCUGGGCGCUGCUCCUUCUUGGCUGCCUUUCUGGCUCCAGCUGCUUGUCCUGACUCAGGAGCUUUAGUCCUUGCAGGAACUGCAGAUCCUUCUGAGAGGGGUGAGAGCCUUUCCGUUUUGCUGAUUAUCCAAGGCUACACCCCUCCUCCGGCCUGCAAGAGGACACCUUCUGCUGCUGAUUUAGGGGUCUCUGCACUUGAAUUUCUGGGCACUGCCACUAAAGGGCCUCCGCCAGGUGCUGGUCCUGACUCCUGGUGCUUCACUGUUCAUCAACUGCAGACACCUGCUGAGAGGGUGAAACCCGGAAGCUCAGGGCCUUUGUGGUCAGGAGAAAACCCAGAGCUGCACCAUACCCCCCAACCCCUCAUGACCCCUCAUAACCCCCCUCCCCAUCUGGCUACCUUCUCCUGGUGCUGAUUUGGGCGUCUCUGCACUUGAAUUUCUCAGUACUUGAACAACACUUUUCAAAGGGGAGUUAUUUAUUCACCUUUCCCUCUACUGUGACAAUCACACACGUCUGCCUUACCUUCCUCUGACAAAUGAAGGCUCCGGUCAAACAGUACAACCUACAGAACCUCAGGGAUCCUUUCUGUGGGGGUGGGGAGAUCUUUUGAUGGGACCCAAUGUUUUCGGUACUGGUUUUUCCCCCCAAGGUAGCAUAUUUUUUAAUUUCCUUUAUUAUAUAUUGUGUAUA
This is a messenger RNA of Condylura cristata (star-nosed mole), 1461 nucleotides long. Its product is annotated as NKG2D ligand 1-like. Gene Ontology annotation, biological process: antigen processing and presentation of endogenous peptide antigen via MHC class I via ER pathway, TAP-independent; antigen processing and presentation of endogenous peptide antigen via MHC class Ib; immune response. NCBI's taxonomy places the organism in Eukaryota, Metazoa, Chordata, Mammalia, Eulipotyphla, Talpidae. The transcript is spliced from 5 exons. The coding region runs from base 111 to 722 and encodes 203 amino acids. The record is from RefSeq and is a predicted model, not a curated record. Gene Ontology annotation, cellular component: external side of plasma membrane.